Messenger RNA from Diaporthe batatas, 555 nucleotides. RefSeq lists its product as uncharacterized. The record is from RefSeq and is a predicted model, not a curated record. The coding region runs from base 1 to 555 and encodes 184 amino acids. Gene Ontology annotation, biological process: monoatomic ion transport; intracellular water homeostasis. Lineage: Eukaryota; Fungi; Ascomycota; Sordariomycetes; Diaporthales; Diaporthaceae. The transcript has 3 exons. Gene Ontology annotation, molecular function: DNA binding; mechanosensitive monoatomic ion channel activity.
AUGCCUCGUCUCGGCGAUGACGGCCAGGAGGAGGGCGAGACGUUCCUCGAGUACGGCCAGAAGAAGACGCGCCGCAUAGUCGGCGGCUUCAUGGACUUUGCCACCCAGGGCAACAUCCUCGAGAUCGCCUUCGGCCUGAUCGUCGCGGCAGCCUUCACAAACGUCGUGACCAGCUUCGUCAGCGACAUCCUGCUGCCGCCCCUGUCGGUGCUGCUCCCGCUCAACGCGAACCUGGACCUCAAGUUCGCCGUGCUGCAGGCGGGGCCGCACUACCUCGACCAGCCGCACGGCUACCGCACCAUCGAGCAGGCCCAGGCCGACGGCGCCGUCAUCAUGGCCUACGGCGUCUUCCUCAACAAGACGCUCAACUUUAUCGGCCUCGGCUCCGCCCUCUACGCCCUCGCCGGGCUGUACCAGUACCUCAGCAAGGACCCCAUCAUCAAGCACAUGGUCAAGUGCCGGUACUGUCGCAAGAAUAUCAACGAGAAGGCCCUCCGCUGUGUCAACUGCACAAGUUGGCUGGACGGGCGUGAGGAAAAUAUGCGCAUGCGAUGA